AUGGCGCGAGAGAGUCCCUGUUGCAGCUUGGUAACCCCUUGGAUAGUGCCUUCAAAGCCAAGCGCGGGAUCCCCGUUGCGCUUUCUGGAUGCAGAAGACAUAGCUCUUGGUCCCUUGGUCCCUGUCAUGGCUUUCUCAAAUGGAACUCUAGUCCACCCAGCCUAUUUCCUACUGGUGGGAAUCCCUGGUGUGGGGCCUGAUGUACACUUUUGGCUGGCUUUCCCACUGUGUYUUAUGUAUGCCUUGGCUACUCUGGGCAACCUGACCAUCAUCCUCAUCAUUCGCAUGGAGAGGCGUCUGCAUCAGCCCAUGUAUCUCUUCCUGGCCAUGCUUUCCACCAUUGACCUUGUCCUCUCCUCUGUCACCAUGCCCAAGAUGACCAUCCUUUUCCUGAUGGGCAUUCAGGAGAUUGAGUUCAGUGUUUGCCUGGCCCAGAUGUUUCUUAUCCAUGCUCUUUCAGCCAUGGAGUCAGCUGUCUUGCUGGCCAUGGCUUUUGACCGCUUUGUGGCCAUCUGUCACCCAUUGCGACAUGCUUCUGUGCUGACAGGGCCUGCUGUGGCCAAGAUUGGACUAGCUGCCCUAACCAGGGGAUUUGUUUUCUUCUUCCCACUGCCCUUCAUCCUGAAGCGGUUGUCAUACUGCAGAACGCAUACUGUYACACACUCCUUCUGUCUGCACCAAGAUAUUAUGAAGCUGUCCUGUACUGACACUACCGUCAAUGUGGUUUAUGGACUCUUCAUCAUCCUUUCAGUCAUGGGUGUGGACUCCCUCUUCAUUGGCUUCUCCUACAUCCUCAUUCUGCGGGCUGUGUUGGAGCUGUCCUCUCAAGGGGCAGCACUCAAGGCUUUCAACACCUGUGUCUCCCAUCUCUGUGCUGUCCUGGUCUUCUAUGUGCCCCUCAUUGGGCUCUCAGUGGUUCACAGGCUGGGUGGUCCCACCACCCUACUUCAUGUGGUUAUGGCUAAUAUCUAUCUACUGCUACCACCCGUAGUCAACCCCAUUGUCUAUGGAGCCAAGACCAAGGAGAUCCGUUCAAGGGUCGUCCACAUGUUCUCACAAGGUGGCAGAUGA
Molecule: messenger RNA, 1071 nt
Organism: Urocitellus parryii (Arctic ground squirrel)
Lineage: Eukaryota; Metazoa; Chordata; Mammalia; Rodentia; Sciuridae
Gene: Or51d1
Product: olfactory receptor family 51 subfamily D member 1
Biological process (GO): G protein-coupled receptor signaling pathway
Cellular component (GO): plasma membrane
Molecular function (GO): G protein-coupled receptor activity; olfactory receptor activity
Source: RefSeq, a predicted model, not a curated record